AUUUUAAUGUAUUAAUAUAAAUAUCCUCAUAUUUGGAUCGCCGUAAUUUACUGUUCGUUGAAUCUGAAAUCUUGAUGAAAAAUGUGAUCUUUUUUUUUUAUUUGCUGAAAAUAAUUGUUGUUUGUUUAUUUUCAAUUGAUCUCUCUGUUUUUGGUGAUUAAUAUAUUAUGCUGUUGAUCUUUUGGAUUUUAGAUACUUGUGGUGUUUGUAGAUAUAAUGUGACAGAAUUUGGAGUGCAAGAGUGCCAUUGAGUUAAUUUUUUUUUUUUGAGUUUGGUUUUCGAUUUGGUGGAGCUGAAUGUGAUAUGGGAUAGUGAUGUUUUCUCUCUUGUGGUACUGGGAAUCUGAAAGUAGUUGGCAAUACGAAACUUGCACUUUGAGAAUGUUUGUUUUGAAUGACUAUUGUUUCUUGGACUACUACGGAACUGAACUUGUCGAUGAUCACAGUUCAAUCAGAAAAUGCCAUCACUGAUUCGUUGAUUGAUUAUUAUUUUAUUUGAAAUUGAAGAUAUUGCGUCUUAUAUAUGAAAUGGAGUUCUUUUUUAUCUUGAACAUGGUUUAAAAGUUUAAAUAUUCAUGUUCCGAGGAAUGAGAAUGGUCUCUUCUUCCUAUGGAAUCUAAAUCAGUAGUGGAUAUGAUAGAGGCCUCCUCACGGGCCCAUUUUUCUGGGUUUCACAUGGAUGGUUUGGGGUCAAGAAAUACUGAGAUGGCACAACCAAUGACCUCUGCAACUGAAGACAUGUAUAAACAACCUUUUGUCAUUGGAGUUGCUGGGGGAGCAGCUUCUGGGAAGACUACAGUUUGUGAUAUGAUUAUUCAGCAACUUCAUGAUCAGCGUGUGGUGCUUGUUAAUCAGGAUUCCUUUUAUCAGAAUCUGACUGAGGAGGAACUUACAAGAGUACACGAUUACAACUUUGACCAUCCCGAUGCAUUUGACACUGAACAAUUAUUAUGUGCCAUGGAGAAGUUGAGGCAUGGGCAAGCAGUAGAUAUUCCAAACUAUGAUUUCAAGAGUUACAAAAACGAUGUUUUCCCUGCAAGAAGGGUCAAUCCUUCAGAUGUUAUAAUUUUGGAAGGCAUACUUGUUUUUCACGAUCAACGUGUUCGAGAUUUGAUGAACAUGAAGAUAUUUGUUGAUACAGAUGCUGAUGUACGUCUGGCAAGAAGAAUAAGGCGUGAUACGGCUGAGAAGGGUAGAGAUAUAGGUGCAGUACUUGAUCAGUACUCAAAAUUUGUGAAGCCAGCUUUUGAUGACUUCAUACUUCCAACAAAGAAAUAUGCAGAUAUCAUCAUUCCCCGUGGAGGAGAUAAUCAUGUUGCCGUUGACUUGAUUGUACAGCAUAUUCGCACAAAGCUUGGCCAACAUGAUCUGUGUAAAAUAUAUCCUAACUUAUAUGUUAUCCAAUCAACCUUUCAGAUACGUGGUAUGCAUACCCUUAUACGUGAUGCUCAAACAACAAAACAUGACUUUGUUUUUUAUGCUGAUCGACUGAUUCGUUUGGUUGUCGAACAUGGUUUAGGACACCUACCAUUUACAGAAAAGCAAGUGACCACACCCACAGGGUCGGUAUAUACAGGUGUGGAUUUCUGUAAGAGGCUAUGUGGUGUUUCUGUUAUUAGAAGUGGUGAGAGUAUGGAGAAUGCUUUGCGAGCAUGUUGUAAAGGUAUCAAGAUUGGGAAGAUACUUAUUCAUAGAGAAGGUGACAAUGGACAGCAGGUUUGUGGCUCUCUUUGUACUUGUUGGAGUGCGUCUGGUGAGGGUGUCUCUAUGUGUCACAGAACAGCUUAUUUUCUCAAUGUUUCAAUGUUUUGGCAGCUAAUCUAUGAAAAAUUGCCACAAGACAUCUCAAAUAGACAUGUGCUGCUAUUGGAUCCCAUUCUAGGGACAGGCAACUCGGCUGUUCAAGCUAUCUCUUUACUAAUUAGAAAGGGUGUCCCAGAGCCCAACAUUAUAUUUCUUAAUCUUAUAUCUGCACCUCAGGGAGUGCAUGUGGUCUGCAAAAGAUUCCCAAGAAUAAAGAUUGUUACGUCUGAGAUUGAAAUUGGAUUGAAUGAAGAUUUCCGCGUCAUUCCUGGCAUGGGAGAAUUUGGAGACAGAUAUUUUGGCACGGAUGACGAUGACCAACCAGUGGUGGUCCCAACACAAAAGAUCAACUAAGAGCUUCAGAUUUUACCCAUGAGGAGUUGGGGGGAAUCAGCUGAACUUGCUGCGCCCAUGUGUGCUUGCCGAGUUCUGCAAUUUCAGUUUUCAACAAAUUUUGACUUCAUUAUACCCUAUAAUUUUUAUCUCAAUUUUAGCCUGCCUUUUUUUUGUUUUUCUUCCUUUCUGAAUUCCAUUGUGUCUCGUAACUCUCGUUGGUUUAAUCAUGCAUCUCCUGGUUUCAUUAUAAUUCUGCAGGAGGUCCCCCCCCCCAUCAUAGAUAAGGUUACACUUUGUCUGCAUGUUUAAAGAGGGGAGUGAUUACAGGCAGAAACUUGAAACUUGUUGACAGCCUCCCCAUGAUAAAUGUAUCUCCAAACCCAGAUAUUUUACUUAUAUAUGAUUAUAAAUCCAUAUUUUUCCUUC
Molecule: messenger RNA, 2565 nt
Organism: Ricinus communis (castor bean)
Lineage: Eukaryota; Viridiplantae; Streptophyta; Magnoliopsida; Malpighiales; Euphorbiaceae
Product: uridine kinase-like protein 3
Exons: 14
Coding region: 610-2157 (515 amino acids)
Cellular component (GO): cytoplasm
Molecular function (GO): kinase activity; ATP binding
Source: RefSeq, a predicted model, not a curated record